Messenger RNA from Solea senegalensis (Senegalese sole), 4442 nucleotides. Its product is annotated as inter-alpha-trypsin inhibitor heavy chain H3-like. The record is from RefSeq and is a predicted model, not a curated record. Bases 38 to 2893 code for a protein of 951 amino acids. The transcript has 22 exons. Gene Ontology annotation, biological process: hyaluronan metabolic process. Lineage: Eukaryota; Metazoa; Chordata; Actinopteri; Pleuronectiformes; Soleidae. Gene Ontology annotation, molecular function: serine-type endopeptidase inhibitor activity.
ACAUGCCUCGGAUUCCUUCCACACUUUGUUUUCAGCCAUGCCGGAGCAGGGGCUUUUCAGGUUCGCAAGCAUGACUGUGGGGUGGAGGAUCCUGCUGCUGUUGGCCUGGAUCUGCAUCUGCCUUCCUGUCGAGGCUGGAGGUGCUCUGGUUGUUUCCAGGAGUGAUGCUCUGACACAGGAGCCCAAAGAAUCCAUGGAUGCCAGAUCUAUGAAGAAACGAAGCACAGACUCUGCAAACGUAAGAAACGUAAACAUGGUGGAGGUUCACAGUGUCAGAGUCGCCUGUGCAGUGAUGUCUCGCUUCGCCCGCACCGUCAUGACCUCGAAGGCUUUGAAUAAAGCAAACCACUCGCAGGAAGUCUUCUUCAACGUGGAGCUGCCAAAGACGGCCUUCAUCACCAACUUCAGCAUGGAAAUUGACGGUCAAAUGUACGUUGGAGAGGUGAAGGAGAAAAAGACAGCAAAGGAACAGUACGAUAAGGCUGUUUCCUCUGGACGGACCGCUGGACUGGUCAAGGCCUCCGGGCGAAACAUGGAGAAGUUCUCAGUGUCUGUGAACAUCGCAGCGGAGAGUUACGUGACCUUUAUUCUGACCUACGAGGAGCUGCUUCAGAGGAAAUUCGGCCAGUAUGAGAUUUUAACACGCGUCAAACCUGAGACACUCGUGCAGGACUUUCAGAUUGUGGCAGACAUCUAUGAGCCUCAGGGCAUCUCCUUUGUUGAGGCCACUGCGACGUUCCUCACCAAUGACCUGCUUCCCCUGGUGGAGAAAACGGUCACGGACAAAAAGGCACACAUUUCCUUCUCACCAACACUGGAGCAGCAGAGAAACUGUACAGGAUGUGAAGGCACCGCCAUCAAUGGAGAUUUCGUCAUCAACUACGAUGUUAAAAGAGAAGGGGGCCUCGGGGAAGUGCAGAUUGUGAAUGGACACUUUGUGCAUUUCUUCGCUCCUCCGGAUCUGCCCAGAGUUCCAAAGAAUGUGGUGUUUGUGAUCGACAGGAGCGGAUCAAUGAGCGGAACCAAGAUGGUGCAGACCCGCGCCGCAUUGGUCGCCAUCCUGAACGACCUCCACGUGGACGAUCACUUUGCUCUCAUCGCAUUCGACAACAAAAUUAAAACCUGGAAGGAUUUUCUUACCAAGGCAACGAAGAAAAACGUGACUGAAGCCAUUGCCUUUGCCAAGAAAAUAAAAGACGAUGGAGCCACUAACAUCAAUAGUGCUGUAUUGAAGGCAGUGAGCAUGUUGAAGACAGAACGAAGCCAGAAGAAGCUUCCAGAGAGGAGUGUGGACAUGAUUAUUUUACUAACUGAUGGGAUGCCAAACUCUGGAGUGUCCAGACCGGCGACAAUCCAGGAGAAUGUGCGUGAUGCAGUUGGAGGGAACAUGUCUCUCUUCUGUCUUGGAUUUGGAAAAGAUGUGGAGUACUCCUUCCUGGAUGUGAUGAGCAAACAGAACAAAGGAGUCGCCCGCAGAAUAUAUGAAGGUUCGGACGCAACGCUUCAACUCCAGGGUUUCUAUGAGGAAGUUGCCAACCCUCUGCUCUUGGACGUAAACCUCCGUUAUCCUGACAACGCAGUGGACCUGUUAACCAAAAAACACUUCAGCCAAUUGUUUAACGGCUCAGAGAUUGUGGUGGCCGGCCGUCUGCAUGGCAAUGACAUGGACAACUUCCUGGUGGAAGUCAUUGGCGAGGGGCCGGACCAGAACUUCCAAGUGCAGGGAAAGGCAAAUGUGCAAAACUGGGAUGUGAUCUACCCAGAAGAGGAGUACAUCUUUGGGGAUUUCACAGAGCGUUUGUGGGCGUACCUCACCGUUCAGCAGUUACUGGAGAGCAGUGGAAGUGGUUCUGAGGAAGAUAAAGCCAAGGCACUGGACAUGUCUCUGCGGUACAGCUUUGUCACCCCUCUCACCUCCAUGGUGGUCACCAAGCCGCAGACUGAGGAUGGACCUGAUAGCCCUCUCAUUGCAGACAAGCUGACUGAGAGCCAGCGACAGCAUGAAGAGAAACACCCACUUUCCUUAGAGCGUCCAGUUGGUAGCUCUAGUGCUGCUAGCUCUAGUGUUGCUAAUUCCCAUCGUCCCAGUUCCCGUGUUUCCAGCUCUCGAGGUACCAGUUCUCGAGGUUCCAGUUCUCACUCAGAUGUGGACGGAGACCCUCAUUUCAUGAUAGAACUGCCAAACAGAGGCGAUGCCCUGUGCUUUAACAUCAACGACAAACCAGGAACCAUUUUCACUCUGGUCAGAGAUCCAAAAUCAGAUUUUUUGGUGAAUGGCCAAAUUAUAGGCAAGAAGACAGUUGUUCCUGAUGCUAACGCCAACACCUACUUUGGGCGUUUUGGCAUCAGCCACCAGAAGCUGGGGGUGAGGCUGGAGGUCAGCACUGAGGAAAUCUCCGUCUUCCAUGACGGUAAACACGUCAAGCUGCUGUGGACAGAUACAGCAUCUAUCAAAGAAACCAAUAUGGACCUCAAGCUUACAAAGAACUGCAGCCUGACUGUGACGCUGAGGCACUACGUUAAAUUCAUGGUCAUCAAACACACAAAGGUGUGGAAGAGACGCCACGAUCAGCAGGACUACCUGGGUUUCUACACUGUGGACAGCCACCACGUGCCUGCUUCAGUUCAUGGCCUGCUUGGUCAGUUCUAUCAUGGGUUAGGUAGGUUUGAGGUGGCAGAUCUGCACUCAGGAGAAAUCCAGGAGAAAUUAGAUGCCACCUUGUAUGUGAAGGGACAACACGUCAACGUGACCAGACACUGGCAGAAGGACUUCAGUGAGGACGUGAAGAACGGGGAAAGUAUCCCCUGCUGGUUUGUUAACAACGAUGGCGCAGGACUCAUUGAUGGAAGAGCCUCAGACUAUAUCGUGUCAGGGCUUUUUAAGACGGUUUGAAUGUUAAAAACUGAAAAACAGUGACGGCAGAUUCUCACGAGUCACGACGCUGAUCCACAAGCACAAAAACAACUGGGAAAACAACAUUUUAGUUGAAGAUAAUAUAAAAUUGUGGUUUAUAAAUCCAGCCUGAGCAACAUGUUGUUUUUAAUGCGGUUAUAUGUCUGCACUCGUUAUGUAGUAGCUUAUAUUGCCGCUUGUAUGACACAACUGUGACAUACGCUAAAGACAACAAUAACAAGUUGUCAAAGAAUUCGUGCAAAAUCUAAGGCGUGUUUUAUAAAGUUUAGAUUGGGCUGCAAUGCUUAAUAGAUCACUAAAGUAAUCUCAAUAACUAUUUUGAUAAAUCAGUGUUUUUUAAUGAAUAAAAGGCAAAAAGUAAACAAAUAAUGCAGUUAAGAAUUGUUAUUUCCCUUUUUUCUGCCAGUGGUUUGUGCUUCUUUUCUUUUCUUCUUUUAAUAAACAGAGGCUUCUCCUAUUAAGGGAAAUAAUUAAGGGAUAAAAUAACCAAAGGCAGUAUUUCAAAAUUACAAAAAAAACUGUUACCACAAAUAUUCAGUGUAAAUAUUAAAAAAAAAAAAUGCUCAGAAACUAUGUAGAAUUAAACAUAAACCUAUUAGGCUUAUAAAACUGCCUAAUAAUCUACAUCAUUUUAAAUCUGCAACGUCUUUAAGAACGUGUUUCACGCUUUUAUUUUGGGAACUCAUUUUCCCAAAAAAAACCUUUCCUCCAAACUACACAUGGUACAUUCCCUCAAGAACCUGCCAUAAAAGGAGACUGGUGUGGUAGUUCCUGAUUUUGAAAAUAUAUUUAAACAAAACAAAACCACAAAAUGUUGUCACUAUCUCUAAAGAUAGGUGUCAAUUCAUAUUCCCAAGUGUUAAUCUUUAAGGUAACUCACCAACUGAACUCCAGAUACCUGCCAGAUUAUGCCAGGAUGAGACUACACAACAUUCUUGUCUUCUGCAAUGGUCACCUGUCAUCAGAUUAUCGAUCACAGUGGCAUGGAUUCUCGCUGUGUAAAGUAUGACCCAGUCAUCGUUCACGACACUAGGUGGUCAUCGGGGAGGCGGGGCAAAGAGUUGUCAAUCACUGGUAGACACUUGAGAAGACAUGAAAGAGGCAGAGGUAACUGUUGCCAAAAGUCAAGGAAAUGUUGGAUUAAUUGAUUAUAAAAAAGAAUCCGUAGCUGUAGCCCUGGUUUACAUAAUUUAGAUUAUCACUACAGCAUGUCAUAGUUCAUUUCAUAGGAAGUGUCAGUAUUUAUUUGCAACAUUGUUUCCUUUUAAGAAAUUAGAAACUACACUGGACUGGUCCAAAAUGGUUUAACCAAAGCUAGAUUAUAUAUAUUUUAUAUAUAUACAGUAUAUACAUAUAUUUUUCAAGUAAAGGCUAUUAAUCCUUCUUUCAACAUUGACAGCAAACAUAUUUAAAAUAUGUUAAUGUCACUUCCUGUUACUGAUGUUGAAUGUUGUAAACUCUUUAUUUUAUAGUAACUGUUUUGACACUGGUUCUUAAUGUGAUGUGAAUAAAAAAGUAAAUAAAUACA